Molecule: messenger RNA, 1041 nt
Organism: Contarinia nasturtii (swede midge)
Lineage: Eukaryota; Metazoa; Arthropoda; Insecta; Diptera; Cecidomyiidae
Product: SUMO-conjugating enzyme UBC9-B-like
Exons: 4
Coding region: 177-653 (158 amino acids)
Biological process (GO): protein sumoylation
Cellular component (GO): nucleus
Molecular function (GO): SUMO conjugating enzyme activity
Source: RefSeq, a predicted model, not a curated record
AUAACGGACACAGCAAGUUUUCGACCAUUAAAAGAAGCAUAUAUCUUUCUCUGAAUACAUUGUAAAUUUCAACACGAUCAAAUUGAAAAUUGGUCAGAUUUGGAAAAGAAAUUACCUAAAAUACAACAAAAUUCGGAUAAUUCAGAUAUUUGACAUACACACAAACAAAAGAAAACAUGUCCGGAAUCGCUGUUGCUCGACUUGGUGAAGAAAGAAAGGCAUGGAGAAAAGUUCAUCCAUUUGGUUUUGUAGCACAGCCGACAAAGAAUCCAGACGGCACGUUGAAUUUGAUGGUUUGGAAUUGCGCUAUUCCCGGCAAAAGAGGGACUCCAUGGGAAAAUGGUUCGUACAAAUUGCAAAUGGUUUUCAAAGAUGAUUACCCGAUCAGUCCACCAAAGUGCAAAUUCGCACCGGCUCUAUUCCACCCGAAUGUCUAUCCAUCCGGCACAGUAUGCUUGUCACUGCUUGACGAGGAGAAGGAUUGGCGUCCUGCCAUAAGCAUCAAACAGGUUUUACUUGGCAUCCAGGACUUAUUGAACGAACCUAACAUUGAUGAUCCAGCCCAGGCCGAUGCAUAUGUUUGCUAUUGUCAAAAUCGACAAGAAUACGAAAAUAAAGUUCGUGCCCAAGCUCGAGUUAUGGCCACUGAAUAAACAUCACCUCACCAACAAUAUCAUCAAUUCGAUCAAAUGAACACUUAUUUAUACACGCGACUACUAACGGCUGUAAUGCAAAAAAAAAAACAUUUCCAAAUCAUUGCAAUAUACAAAAAAUCACCUCAACCAAUUCUACAGUUUACGUCUAAUUUUGAUGCACUAAAAGGAUGAAAAUUAAAACACACGCGCACACACACACACGAAAAUAGAUAUAAAAAAUAUGAAUUUGAUUCAAGUCAGUAAUGUCAAGUGGCAAUGAAAACACAAAACAAUUGAAUGAAUACAAUGUGGAUGAUAGGAAAAGAAAUAAAAAUUAAUCGCUAAUAUGAAGAACAAAAUGAUAAAAUGGAAACUCAAUCUUGACUUUAUCUUCCAAUCACAAUUU